Rhipicephalus sanguineus (brown dog tick) is the source of this 1820-nucleotide messenger RNA. RefSeq lists its product as uncharacterized. The transcript has 3 exons. The coding region runs from base 142 to 1170 and encodes 342 amino acids. NCBI's taxonomy places the organism in Eukaryota, Metazoa, Arthropoda, Arachnida, Ixodida, Ixodidae. The record is from RefSeq and is a predicted model, not a curated record.
GGCCUUUCCUUCCGAAAUUUACUGCUUUGAAAAAGGUUUGCUUCGUUUACCGUGCGCUUGCUAAGGCCUUAUGUUAUCUUGGGGAAGACCCUUUUAUCUUUACAAACGGUGUUAGAGGAGAUCGCGCGCGAUUAUGGUAGGAUGUUUGCAUCGAACUAUCGGCGCACCGAAGAAGAGGAGCGCGAAUAUAAGCGACGGCGAGCCGAAGCAGCCCGACGACGUCGGCAGAACCUGAGCGAGGAACAGAAAGCCUCCGAGAGGGAACGCAACGCUGCCGCGGCCCGCCAAAGGCGGCUGCACCAAACGGAAGAGCAGCGAGCGGCGGAACGCGAACGUCACCGUGCGCGUCGAGCCAACCCCCAAGUACGGGCCGCCGAACGGGAACGCGACGCCGAGGCGAGGCGAAGACGUCGGGCGAACCCGCACUUGCGGGCCGCCGAACGCGCACGUCGGCGGGAACGUCGACUGGCGGAGGGCGUUAGACCGUCGUCUAGGCGACAACGUCGGGCUAAAGCUCGCAGGGAUCGGCGACAGACAUCGGAGAGGAGACGAGCGUCGGCUUCGCCGUCACCGACGCCCGCGUCGGCGGUGUGGUCGCGAGGUGCCGGCAGCGAAGACGACUUCGCGCUGCUGCUCGACGACUUGGGGCAGCUGUGCAGCGCGUGCGACCGUCUCUGCUUCCGCCACGACGUCUCCGAGGUGUCGCCGCGACACGUCGCAACGCUGGCCCGCGAGUUUCCCGAAAAACAGAACGUCGAGGAGUUCGCGCUGUGCCAGGCGUGUCGGGACUCCCUGGAAGCCGGGAGUGUUGCCCUGGUGGCCCGACGUUGCGGAUACGUGUACCCACCGAUGCCGGAGUGGUUGACGAUAAUCAGUUCGGACGAAGAGGAGCAGCCCGUUGGCUGUGUCGUGCAUGGCCCCCCACCUGUCCUGACGGCCAGGAGCACACAGACAGACGUGGUCACGCCGCUCAGCAGAAGAGUGGACAUUGCGAUCGGGUCCUCGUGGAUUGACGACAGAGGCGUGUCGAGGUCGACGCAGACUUCUUCAUCCAUCGCUGCGAAGGUGCACAGCUGGACAGCGACGGAAAUGGACGACCUUCCGAAACAGAGAUGUUCACUUAGAAGGAGAACAAGGUUCAAUACAAGUGCAGUGUUCAGUCGAAAGUGAUCCUGGAGAAACCGACAACGAUGCCCGCGAAACGACAAAGCCAACACUGUCAGUGGCAGCGGUGGAGGUGACGCAAGAACCUGUUCAUCUUGCCGUGGUGCAGAGAAGAGAGUACUACAUGGUGAUAGGUGAAGUUCAGUGCCUUCGCCUCUUGGCGUACCGACGUCCUCUUGGAUGAAGCGUCGCUUCCGUCAUCUGUAAACUGAAACGUGGUGCAAGGCUCCGCAGCCGCUCACUAGCUGCAGGCAGCUUGCGCAUUCUGGUUGUUUUAGGCAGCUUCGUGCCGAGGAGACUGUCUCUACAAGGUCAGUUGUGAUGUUCUGUGAGCCACGUGCCUUGGCCUCUCGUGCUCAGACAUAGUCGUGGACCAAUCCACAUCGUUUGUACAGAUCUGUGAACUGGAGUGCAACAGACCCCUUUUGCAAACAGCCACUGGCUGCUGGCAGUUGGUGGUGGUUCGAACAGUGGCCCUACAGAGCUGACAAGUGCCUUCUUGGACGGCAGAGUGCCUUAUUUUAUGAGCGUGCACUAAUUGGGAUUGAAGCAGCUUACCACAUUUCUUGCCGCACCGUCUGAUAAAAAUGUUUCUGAAGUCCAACAAGCGUAUUUGCUUUUUGCCAGAAAUCCCAAGGUCUUCGUGUGCAUCAACG